Xiphias gladius (swordfish) is the source of this 4120-nucleotide messenger RNA. RefSeq lists its product as uncharacterized. Gene Ontology annotation, molecular function: cytokine receptor activity. Gene Ontology annotation, cellular component: external side of plasma membrane. Bases 942 to 2873 code for a protein of 643 amino acids. The record is from RefSeq and is a predicted model, not a curated record. Gene Ontology annotation, biological process: cytokine-mediated signaling pathway; immunoglobulin mediated immune response. The transcript has 11 exons. Lineage: Eukaryota; Metazoa; Chordata; Actinopteri; Istiophoriformes; Xiphiidae.
UUUGAAGAUUGACAAUAUGUUUUGGACAGUUAUUAACCUGUGUGCUCGGUACUUUCAACACUGUGUUGAGGUAUUUCAAUUUGAUUACCACAGAGUCAAUUGAUGUCUGAUCCCCAGCUGACAAAGACAGAGCUAAGCGAUGAUGUUGAUGGGAAAUUCAAACACUUGAGGGCAGUAAACCGUCAGAACAGCUGUCAACCAUAGCAUUUACAGUACAGCUGUAGUGUGACCUCUGCAGUGACAUCAGGUGGCAUCUAGUUUAACAUGUAUAGUUAAUCUCCCUUCAACUUCAGUAUAGGUCGGGAUGCCGCUUGUGAUGCUGGGUUGUCUUGAACACCGUAUUUUAACGCUGCGUUCAUAUGCAUCGUGUUAUUGAGAAAUAUUUUAAAUAUUUAUCUACAAAAAUGCAAAUGGACUGACUAACUUGUGGUCAUUUUAAACCGCUUUAUGUUCCUUUUUGUCCAUCUCUUUGUUGUCUCUUUGUUUACUUUAACUGAACUUUCAAACCCGAGAUAUGAACAGUUCCUUCAUACAGAGGCUCUGGGCUGGAGCAGAAGUUACAUUUGUUUAUGUUGGUUUACGAAAAGGUGAAGUGUAACGUGAGGUGGCAUGAAGUGCAUGCGUGAUGUGAUACUGGACAGUUCUCGUACUUUCCCCCCACCAAUGUGUCAGAGAGUCAAGUCUGGAAAACAAACGGCACAUGAACAUGAGUCUCCUGCAGCUGAAAGGACAGAUUCACUCAACUUUGCCAAAAUCCAGCAGAUGGAAUAAAACCAGUGCUCGGAGGCAGAUGUUGAACAGCUUCAUCGAGAGCGAAGGAUGAGAAGAAGGAGGAAGCAGUGAAUUAGACCCUGAGGCAGUCAAACAGCUUUGGAGGAAACCCGCCAUCCCGGUGGUUUGAGAUCUGCUCGAAAAGAAAAAAAAGAUUGAUGACAUGAUCAAUGGAGAUCCCACUGCUGUUUCUUAUUUUUGCUAUGCAUCAAGUCGACAACGCCAGAAUGAACAGUUGUUCCGGUGUCUCCGAAAAAAAUCUCAUCUGCUACAACGACUACAGUCAUAACAUCACUUGUGUCUGGAACAGUACACACGAGUCUGACCGCCCAGGUGCUGCGUGCAAACUACACGCCAUAAGGGUGAAUACUUUGACGCGGAACUUUUCCGACAGCCCUGCCUACAACACUUCCUGUGAUCCAGAGCCUGUUAACGUCCCCAGACUGGCGCUACAGAAGUGUUCCCUGAUCUUCAAGAGGGAGGCAAUUUUUCAGUCCUUCCAUGAGUUGUCCAUUAGUCUGGGCUGUGACGCAGCAGAGCAAAAUUUGACCAUUACCUACAAGCCAGCGUGCAACAUAAAGCUGAACCCUCCGGGAAAACCAGACAUCAACCAUACCUCCGUUUCCUGGCUAAACCGAGUUAAGAAGCACGAAAGAUUCUCAUUGUACACCUCCCACCUGCAGUGGAAAAAAGGGGAUCAGUCAUGGAAUGAUCCCUCUGUGCAAAAUAAAAAGAAGAACUGUGAACAAGUCUGCGUGGCAGAGCUGGACCCAAAUUUGCUUAUACAAGGAGAGAGGUACGAGGCACGCGUACGGGUGCAAACCUGUGAUGGCCAUUUAAAGUCAACAUGGAGUGACUGGGGCCCCACUGCAUCAUGGGUGUCACCCGUAGAAUCAUCCAAACUGGAAAAUUGGCCAAUAUCAGGUGUUCCUGGGGGUUUACUGGGAGUGACCAUCGCAGGCGUAGCGGUUGCCUUGUUUCUGGUUGUCAUACUCUUUAGGAAUGAGAAAAUCAUCUGGAUGUACAUGGUAAAGAAGUUCAGAGGUCCGCCUCUACCAGACCCAGCAAAGUCCUUCCUGCAGGAUGUAAAUUUCCAGAAUUGGUUGAGCCCUCACUUCAUCAGCAAAUCCUCCCGUUCCUCCUUGAAACCGGAGGAAUUCCUCUCUGUAGAGGUAACCUCCACUGCGGAUGCUGUCAUGCUCUGCAGGUCAGAGGCGGCGCUGCUAGAGAAGAUGAAAAGUGAAAGCAGCUACGAGUCGACCAGGUCCAGCUACUCCAACCCCAGUUACUCCAAGCUGUGUCCUCCUCCCCCUGCCUCCUCACCCAUAACGGGGACUCCGGGGCCCUGUGCCGCUGAUACACCUAACGGACCUGUUGGUAGACAAUGUGAAGGUAAAACUACAGAACAGGAUAGGGAGGAAGAAAGAAGGAAAGCAGUGGAGCUCCAACAGUUGCUUUCCAAAAGCGACAGCAACAGUGAGCGAGUGCAAGUAAUGUCAGACUACGAGAAGGUUGAGAAACUCCACGCCGAGCGCCUCAGGCUCCAGAGUCUAGAUUCAGGGAUGUGCAGUGGCGAAGAGGUCAGUCAAGAGAGUCUGGAAGCAGAUAGCAUCGGUGCGACUGAUAGUCAUGAUGAGGGGCCAGAUGGCAAAGGGCAGGAGAGAGAGGGAGGGAAUGGAAAAGAAGUAGAUUUUCAGAAGCUGUUUGGAGGCAGUGGAAACUUUUUUGGCAAAGGGUCCAUUCAGGUUUGUUCCGAUUAUGAGCAAGUCCAGACGCUGCAGCCCUGCAGCCCUGAGCUCCCUAGCCUGGAUUCAGGGGUUAGCAGCGCGAGCGAGGAGCAAGUGAGUCACGAGGAGAGCCUGGAGGAAGUCGAUAAGUCCCCUGAAACCAAAAGCUUCUUGUUUCCGCCUCCUCUUUCCUGUGCUUUACCAUGCUCCGCGCCUGCUUUCCCACAACUGCCGUUGAAGUUCAUUGGGACGGGUUUGAGUCCAGCUCUGCGGCUUCCAAGUCCAAGUCACAUAGGGGGGGGGGAGAUGUUAAUGUCCAGGCCAGUGGAACCCUCGGGUAAUGGAUAUAUGCCAGUGAAACAGGAACAGAGUUAAAAAUAAAAACAGCAAAUGCUUUAAAAAAAAAAAAUGGUAUGAAGCACAUGCAGGAUUGAUGGCAGCUAGUUAACUUAUACUUGUUAAGUGUUCUUUACAGUAUGUAACAUCCUAUCAUAUCACACAUUUAUAGAGUGCUCAUCGUGUCUGAAGGAAGGGGUGAUUUUAAUUCAUGUAUUUUUUUCUACACUCUUAUUACACAUAUUUAUCACAAUUAUUUAUCAUAUAUCACGUAAUAUUUACCUGCACCCCUUCGUGUGAUGACAAAACAUAUAAGUACAUAAAAACCAUCAAAAUAUUAGAAAACGGAAAAAAGAGGAGAAAAAAAGGGCUUAUUUCCAGUCUUAAUUUUUCAUACCAUGUUUUUCUUGCUUUUUAUACUUUAAACAGAAGUCAGAGUCACUGCUGACUUAUAGAAAUAAGAGGAAUGUAUCUGAUGUUGGAAGCUAUAUUGAGCUAUAAAAUGUUGCGAGUGGCCAGGUCGCUUUUCUGAUGUGUUUUUUAUACCGACCAAAUCACCGCGGUAUCUUGUCAAGUGUUUUAUCGUAAACAGUCAUGGAUUUGCUUUUGCUGCUCACCAAAACACGGUUUGUUUGUGUGUGUGUGUGUGUGUUCUUACAGGCUAAAACACAUGUUAAAUGCAUUUUCCUACCUCAUAAAAACCUUGCAAUGCAUUUAUUUUUUGAUCUUUUGAAAGCUUCGCUUUUUAUUCCAGCUUGCAGUCUUCUUCUCGUUCUCCUCUUUCACUGGUGCCUUGGUGCUGUGCCCACUCCGUCCGACUGUUAGUGCAGUUUGAAGUCUACAGGACUGUUUUAUUGAGUCUCUCCUGUGCUUAUGGCUCGUGUGUGUGUGUGUGUGUGUGUGUGUGUGUCUGCUAGCGCAACAUGACAUAUAAACCAUACAGGGACCCACUCAUUCAUCAUUGUGCCACUAAAGGUCAUAUAUGGAAAUUAUAUUAGAAAUUACUGAUUAAUAUUGGUUUGGCAGGUAUAUCAAAAAGUACUGACUGUGGAGAUGAAUAAAUUGUUGACUUCAGUUAAAUCUGUAUUAGGAUUUUGUUUUUUCAAUAUUAAUGAAAAAAAAGCCCCACUAUUGCUGUGCCCCUUCUUUUGUUGUUGUUUUAACUGUACACUUUAUGAAAUGAUGUAAUGUAAAUACUGAAAGAGCAAACUUUGUUCGAUGGUGACAGAUAAUCCUGAUAAUGUUAUUGGGAGAAUCUGGAUUUUACAGAAAUGGAAAUAAAGAUU